Molecule: messenger RNA, 1464 nt
Organism: Aspergillus glaucus CBS 516.65
Lineage: Eukaryota; Fungi; Ascomycota; Eurotiomycetes; Eurotiales; Aspergillaceae
Product: IFRD domain-containing protein
Exons: 2
Coding region: 1-1464 (487 amino acids)
Source: RefSeq, a predicted model, not a curated record
AUGCGUACAAAACAACAGCUCUCUGCUGCUCCUGAGCACACCAAGAAGAUGUCGCGCAAAGCCGCGGCCAACGAGUAUUCCGCAGGCUCAAAAGCAACCAGCCGAGUGGCUUCUCCUAACGGGUCGUCUCGCCAUUCUUCUCGUAACCCAAGUCGAAUUCCCUCUGAGAACGAAGAUACAGACCUCGACAGCCUCCUCGACUUCACCGACGAUGAGGUCAACAACGAAUUCUGGGAACAAGAAUUCUCAGACGUCAUCACGAAUAUCGUGGACCGCAAGCGGAGCAGCGUCCAGGGCCGUGAAGAAGCCUACACUGCCUUCGGCCGACUGUCCAAGUUCCACUACGUGCACGACGAGUUGUAUGGCCGCGUCGGCGAACUUACCGCCGCUUUCUGUAAGAGCAUCAAGCAGGAGUCAAGUGUACGUGAAACGACACUGGCUCUCCGAGCCCUUGAGCUUCUUGCACUCAGCGGCAACGACAACACGGUCUACGAGAACGUAGAACCGGUUCUUACUCGCGCCAUUCGCGACUCAUCAUCCAACCUUGUCAAGUCGUCCGCCAUUCGUUGUCUGGGCUCGUGUGCGGUCUUCGCAGGCGCCGGCGAGGAUGGCAUGUUGGACCAGAUGAACUUUUUCCUCGACAUUGUCGCUUCUUACGGAGAAUCGAUCGGUGCCAGUCAUGAUACGGACUGCACCGAAGCUGCUUUCUCAGAAUGGGGCCAUCUGGCCACCCACAUCUGGGACCUCUCUGCAGAAAGUGAGGAGGCGAUCGAAAUCUUCGCCGAGCAGUUGGGUGGUAACGACACCGGUGUGCAGAUUGCCGCCGGCGAGAACAUCGCCCUUCUCUAUGAAAAGAGCUUUAGUCCCCGAGCUAACUUUGGCGAGGACUCGGAGGAGGACGACGAAGAUUACGAGGCCGAAGAGGACGAGAAGAACGAUGAGGACGAAGCCGAGGAAGCCCUUCUCAACUACGAAGGCCCCCGGCUCGUCCAACGAUACGAACCAUACCACGACACCCCAGAGAUCCUCAAUCUCCUGAAGUCUCUGGCCACGGCACACUCCAAGAAGAUCAGCAAGAAAGACAAGAAGUCUCUUCACAUGAACUUCAUCUCGAUCUACACAUCCGUGGAGGACGCCCGCCGUGGGCCAAUGUACAACACGGCCAUCAACUACAACACCAAUCGCCACUUCGGAAGCAAAACCAGAGUGAAGAUUGGCCGUGAUGGCGUCGUGGUCAUUGACCGGUGGUGGAAAUGGAUUCGCCUCAACAAGCUCCGCCGUCUCCUCCUGGGUGGCUUCUACGUCCACUUCAACGAGGGUAACCAGACUGUCCUGGACAGCCUGCCUCUUGCCGUUAUUCGGUUGGAUUCUGAUACCGGGACUGGCCAGUGGAAGACGGACAAGGGCAGGAAGCCCCGGGAUACCCGUCGUUUUGCCAUUCACCACGACGAGGACGCGGAGUAA